CAGUGCACUCGGCAGAGUAUGUACCUACGUACUAUGCACAGCGUCACAGCUGUGCGCAACCAUCGUGCGUUAUGAUUUUAAGAUUUUAUUUAAAGAAUAACUAUUGUUUAUUUAUAUUAUGUUUCUUUGGAAAAAUAUUUUAUAAUAACAUUUUAAAGCGGUUUUCAUAAAAAAAUGGAUUUUUUGUUUUCACUUUGACAUCCAAUAUCUCCGUGAACUAUGGUUUCCCAGGAUUAUUCUAGAACAAAAGUUGUCAGUAUUGAUGACCCCAACAUGUACCUUUCGGCUUCGUUAUGACUUUUGUUCAACCCGUUAUUAAAAAUAUCAAGACGUCUUCAUCCUUUUUUUAAAUUGAUUCCAAUGUUGAUCGAUCGCCAUUGCGUUCGAGAAUAAGCAUAUUGAAUUGCUAAAAAAUAAAUUAUUUAUCGUGUAAGAUUUUAUAAAACCUGAAAUAACGAAGGAUUACUAUCAUUCAUAUCAUUGAUAAAAUCUAAAAGCACGUAACGGCAUCUAGUUUGAUUACGAGAAUUAUUAUUUUAAAUACUUUUUCAUUCGAUUUUGUGCGAUUGAUCUUAUAAUCGAUGGUUUUUGACUUCUCUAUAAAUGUAUGUUUUUUGACGCUUUUGACCAAAGAGUAGUACCUAUUAUCUUUUGAGUGUGCAUUUGUGAUUGAUAAUUUUGUAUGAAUAAAUUUGAAUUAAUUAUUUCAGAAUUUGAUUUCUAUAGUUUUAGGGUGAACAAAAGACUUAAACUAUUACUAUAUUUAAGUAUACAUAAUAUUAGUAAGAAAAGAAAAUAACAUGAAUAUUUCAAUAGAAAGAAAAAAAAUGGAUUGUUCAGCAUUGCCAAAGGGUUGGCAAAGAGAAGAAGUUAUACGGAAAACAGGUCUUUCUGCUGGCAAAGUCGAUGUAUUUUACUAUAGGGGUCUCCGAUCUGAUGCUUCAUUGGUACCACCAAUAAGACAAACAGCUUCGAUUUUCAAACAACCUGUUACUGUUUAUAAGACUCAGGACAGUAAAGUGAAGACAGAUUUAAAACAUGGCACACAAGAAAAACCAAAGCAGCUAUUUUGGGAAAAACGAUUGGAAGGAUUGUCAGCCUGUGAUGCAAAUGGUAUGAUAGGCACCACAACAUUACCAAAGUACAUCAAGCCAUUGGGUCCUUACACUUCUGAUGCCACCACUAUACAAUCUCUAGCUACUGCACUGCAUGUGUCAUCUCAGCCUAUAACAGGACAAACCGGGGGCAAGCAAGCAAUACUUGAAAACCCUGGUGUUUUUUUAAACCCUGAGCAGCCUCUAAUCGCGGCAGUUACUAUAACUAAGGAUGAUGUGCGACGCCAAGAAGAGCGUGUGAAACGUGCACGACUGCGUUUGCAAGAGGCUCUAGUUGCCGCGUAGGGACACGCGGGCGGGACUAACCCCGCCCUCGGUCCCGCAGCACCUAACUCCGCUCCCGCAGCACCUAACUCCGCUCCCGCCCCUGACCCCUCACCCGCGCCUGCCAACACCCCCACACCCACGCCUACAUACACCCAAUCACCCGUGCCUGCCUACACCCCCUCACCCGCGCCCGCAUACACCCCUUCACCCGCGCCCGCCUACACCCCCUCACCCGCGCCCGCCUACACCCCCUCACCAGCACCUGCCUACACCCCUUCACCCGCGCCUGCCUACACUCCCUCACCUGCGCCUGCUUACACACCCUCACCCGCGCCUGCCUAUACACCCUCACCCGCGCCUGCCUAUACCCCCUCACCCGCGCCUGCCUUCACCCCCUCACCUGCACCUGCCUACACCCCUUCACCCGCGCCUGCCUACACCCUCUCACCCGCGACUAAUUACACCCCUUCAUCCGCGACUAAUUACACUCCCUCACCUGCGCCUAACUACACCCCCUUACCUGCGCCUGCCUACACCCCCUCACCCGCGCCUGCCUAUACCCCAACUCCCGCGCCUGUCUACACACCCUCGCCCGCGCCUGCCUACACCCCCUCACCCGCGCCUGCCUACACCCCCUCACCCGCGCCUGCCUACACCCCCUCACCCGCGCCUGCCCACAUCCCGUCACCCGCGCCUGCCCACAUCCCGUCACCCGCGCCUGCCCACAUCCCGUCACCCGCGCCUGCCCACAUCCCGUCACCCGCGCCUGCCCACAUCCCGUCACCCGCGCCAGCCCACAUCUCGUCACCCGCGCCAGCCCACAUCCCGUCACCCGCGCCUGCUCACAUUCCGUCACCGGCACCAGCUCACAUUCCGUCACCGGCACCAGCUCACAUCCCGUCACCCGCGAAAGCUCACAUCCCAUCACCCGCGCCAGCUCACAUCCCGUCGCCUGCGCCUGCCCACACCCACUCACCUGCACCUGCCCAUACCCCCUCACCUGCGCUUGCCCACAUCCCGUCACACGCGCCUGCUCAUAUCCCGUCACUCGCGCCUGCCCACAUCCCAUCACCUGCGCCUGCCCACAUCCCGUCAUCCGCGCCUGCCCACACCCUUAUCAAUGUCCAUGCCUCCACGCCUUCCCCGGUUCCCGCACCCGCUCAUUCGACACCAGUGCUCUCGGCCUACCUUCCCGAACAAGAUCUUCCAGACUCUACUACUGGUAUGAACAGUCCAGAACCCAUGUCACCUAAAUUAUCGGUUGAUUCUGCUACCGAAUGUAAUGAAUAAAAAUUAAUGUUCAAUCUUUAUGAAUUCAUAUAUUAUUCGGGGACUUUAUGCUGCCGAUUUUUGUCUAUUUUUAUUUUAAGUACGAUAUUUAUUUAUGAAAUUAAAAAAAAUUGUCAACUGGCCCAUUCCCAAGACUUUUGAUUUGAAUAUAAUUAUGACAUAGUGUCAUCAGUAUAACAGCAUCAUGUUGUUGUAUUUAAAUAGUAAAUUCUUUAUUAGCAACCCAAAAAACAAAUAAGUAUUUAAGUGAUAAGUAAAUCUAUGGUGAUAAAUUAGUAUUGUAUGCUAACGUAAACCCGUACGAAAGCACUUACUUUAUCAACGCAUCUUCUAGGAUCUUGUCGAAUAGCUUGGACAGUUUGUUAAUUAAUUACUAGUUAUAUAGCUAGCUAUUUGCUAUGUUACAACGUUAUAUAGCAAAUACAUAUUAUUCAGAAACGUAACAGCAUUUCUUGUGACGAAUUUAUAAAUUGGCAGCUGAAUAAGGAAAAAACAAAAUUUUAAAAUUCAAAAGGUUAGCGCUACCGUACACACAAGAUCUUUAUGCUUUAACUCAAUAUAUUCCAAACUCGCAGUAUCCAGCUCGGUACGUGUAUGAUGAUCAAUUGAUAAAUGUAGGUUAUAGUACAUAUUGUUAAGUAGCUAUGUGGUAUAGCUACUUCAAACUGUUAAUUAAAAAUUUGCACGAUUAUCAGCCAGUUACUUAAAUGCCCAUACGACAUAACCCACAGAAAUUUGACAUUCAUUAGAGCUUUUGACGUCAUUAAACCCUAAUGGACGUUUGUACAACUUACCGAUUACCGAUACAAAUUUAUCAUUCAUUAGAGCUUAAAGGCGUUAUUAAACCUUAAUGGACAUUUGUGCAACUUGCCGUAAUUGUGUCGAAGUUCAAGUCAAAAUUGUCAGUUUUCGCUAACUGAUUUUAAAACCUAUCUAAUUAAAUUUUGAGUACCCCGCACACUUAUAAGUAAUCCUAUCAUUUUAUUGACACUGCUUCAAUUAUAUUCAUAUUAAUCGAAAAGGGUAAGAAGCUUUAAAAGUAAACCUGUGUGCCCAGUUCAAGAAGCAAUCUUUUAUGUAUUUAAUGGCACAGUUUCACCGCCGCGCCGUUCCGCUUGCUGCCGAUUCCUUAUAUAGGUCCAUAGUUAUUCUUAAAAAUCUUAAACGUUGUUAUAUAACUAACAAACAUGAAUGUAUAGGCAUAAGUCGAUUUCGUAAUAAAACAUUUUGUACUGUCAUAUUGUGUUUAUUCAUUUGUAGAAUGGAGAAAAUGUGUAAUAAUUGAAAGCUUAAUAUUCAAAAACUUACUAGCAAUAUGUAGAAUAAAUAUAUGUACUUGGAAUAUAAUAACAAGUUUCAAUAAUAUAAAUGCAAAUCAAUAAAUUAAUAGUCACGAAUAUUUUAUUAUAGUUGUUUUAGUAGAUACGAUUCGUCUCGUAGGGCUGGACCCGGCGGGCUACUCGCUGGAUCAUCAUGGGUUCUUACCGUCGUCAAUACGAUUUGUCCUACUCCGUGGUCUUAGAAAUAACUAGUCAUGUUUACAACAAGGUAUACAGAGUUGAUAAAAUUAGAGAUUCUCGCCAGUUGCCGGUAGUGGUGCCUGUACCCAACAACCCACAUCCACACAUCCAUUUCAUAUUUGAUAAUAAGGAUAGAUGUUAAACUCUUACUUUGCAAAGCAUUAUGUUUUUACCAAAACCGAAUAACAAAUACCACAUAAGAUAUCAUUAUUAUUAUUUUUAUUAUAUGAAACUUAUUAUAUUUGAUCAAUUUUGCACUAUGCUAUACUGAAAAAUAUUCUUAAUAAAAAUGCUUAAAUAAUCCGCCCCGUCCCUGGAUCCCAAAGUGCCAGGGACAGUGUGAUAUCUUGAAACUUGUGCGAUUGUUCUAUAUAUAUAUAUGGACGGCGAUUUGUGCCAUUAUAAGCGAAGCAAGCUAUACGCAUGGCAAAAACUAUAAAUUUCUUGAAUACGUAAUAUGUUAGACAAGUAUUUUUUGUAAGCGUACAAUUUUAUACCUACGGUUUAAUAGAAUAGUAGUUUAUCAAAUCAAAUCAUAUAUUGGCCAUAGAACUCGGAAAGUUACAUUUGGCAAGUCUUUAAAUAAACAUUUCAAAUUAAAUACAAACACAAAGGUCAUGCAAGUCAAAUCAUUAUAGGAAUGUCAAAGAAAUUAAGUAUUUUAACAAUAUCAAGUUUGCUAUUUUUACAAUUUUUAAUAAUCUAUUAUAUCAAAUAGUCAAUUAACUGAUAACAUUACAAAUAGUAUAGUAAGUUCCAACUCAUAUGGCGCAUAAAUCUUCAUUUUCAGC
Diatraea saccharalis (sugarcane borer) is the source of this 4983-nucleotide messenger RNA. Lineage: Eukaryota; Metazoa; Arthropoda; Insecta; Lepidoptera; Crambidae. The record is from the annotation of a GenBank genome assembly.